UAUUGGGCAUUGGGAUUAUUAGAAUUCCUAAUUUAUUUUUUGAAAGUAGGAAUUUUAUUAUCUAAAAUGUUAUCUGGUUCAUGUAUUACAGUUUCAUUUCUUUAUAAUUGGUGAGUAAGAGUCUUUUGACGAUCCCAAAAUGAGGAAACAUUCUUACUUCCUAGAAGAGUUCUAUUUCCAAAGAAAUUUUUCACUAAAGGCAUAGGGAGGUGGGAGAGCUUACAUGGAUAUCAGAGUACACGUAGUGUCCAACUUAUAACAGCAGUCUGUUCUGACCCUAUAGGACAGGGUAGAACUACUCCAGAGGAUGUAUAUCAUUAUCUGAGUUUUUCUGUAUUAUUUCAGAUUACAUUUAAUCUCUUUCUUUUCAGUCUCAGUGCAUUUCUACCCAAAUCCCAUUGUUCAAUUUUAUUAUAGUAAUUUAACAAAUAGGCAUAAGUUUAAUGGCAAAAUGUUAGUGACAUUAAAAAAUAAAAUAAAUCCAUUGCUGUCAGUUCCAACUCAUAGCGAUCCUAUAGGACAGAGUAGAACUGCCCCAUAGUGUUUCCAAGGCAGUAAUCUUUAUGAAAGCAGACUGCCACAUCUUUUUCCUGCUGAGCAGCUAGUGGGUUCAUACCGCCAACAUUUUGGUUAGCAGCAAGUGCUUAACCACUGUAUAAUCAGGGCUCAUUCAUUAAGUGAAGAAUAAUUAAGAAACAGGAAAAAAUUGGAGUUUUUAUGAAUUCUCUCUAUUUUCUGACAAGAGUUGUUUUAUUUUUCCUCCAUCUUUCUGGGUUAUGAUUGUUUGACUUAGAACCCAUAAAUAGCAUCCAACAAUUUGGUUUUGUCUCUAAGUUACUGAGAUGAUAUUGUCUGUAAUUUGAGUCACAAGUUCUUUUGCCUAAAUUUUAAGCACUAUCACUAUCAACUAUGUAGUCACCAAUUGUUAAAGAAAAUCAAAUCUAUGUUAUAAAGGAUAUUUCAAUUAUGAAGGACCAAGUAUAUUCAAAACAGUUUUGUUAACUUAUAUUUUAUUCUGUAUCAGCCGAGUGGAAUGAGCAGUGGACUCGGGUGAGGUGAUGACUGGGAUUCUAGUCUUCAAUGAGCCACACCAAGCAAGCAAGUCACUCAGUUUCCUAAUCUGCGUAAUACUGUACAGGCCAUGUACCUAACAGAAUUCUUCUGACCAUCGAAUGAAGUAAAGGCUACAAAAGUGCUCAACAAACUCGAAAGGGCUCCAAAAUAUUAGGUGGUACUUUUCCUGGAAGAAGUUUAUUUUGAAAAGUUUGAACAAAGAGAUUGGAUAAUAGUAAUGAAUAACACAAUGUGGAGUGGCCUCUUCAUUCACUUAACAGAAUCUUGGAAUAAUUUUAAGGGCCUAGAUCCAAAUUAUACAACAUGGAUGGAUGUCAUGGAGAAGCAUGGCUACCGAACACAAAAAUUUGGAAAACUGGAUUAUACUUCAGGACACCACUCCAUUAGCAACCGUGUGGAAGCAUGGACAAGAGAUGUUGCUUUCUUACUCAGACAAGAAGGCAGGCCUAUGGUUAAUCUUAUUCCUAAUAAGACUAAAGUAAGAGUGAUGGAAAGGGACUGGACAAAUACAGACAAAGCAGUAAACUGGUUAAGAAAGGAAGCCAUUAACUAUACUCAACCAUUUGUUCUUUACUUGGGAUUAAAUUUACCACACCCUUACCCUUCACCAUCUUCAGGAGAAAAUUUUGGAUCUUCAACUUUUCACACAUCUCUUUACUGGCUUGAAAAAGUAUCUGAAAAUGCUAUCAAAAUCCCAAAGUGGUCGCCUCUGUCAGAAAUGCACCCUAUAGAUUAUUACUCUUCUUAUACAAAAAACUGCACUGGGAAGUUUACCAAAAAAGAAAUUAAGAAUAUUAGAGCAUUUUAUUACGCGAUGUGUGCUGAGACAGAUGCCAUGCUUGGUGAAAUUAUUUUGGCUCUUCGCCAGUCCGAUCUUCUUCAGAAAACUAUUGUCAUAUUCACCUCAGACCAUGGAGAGUUGGCCAUGGAACAUCAACAGUUCUAUAAAAUGAGUAUGUAUGAAGCCAGUGCCCAUGUUCCGCUUUUGAUGAUGGGGCCAGGAAUUAAGGCCAACCUACAAGUAUCAAAUGUGGUUUCUCUCGUGGAUAUUUAUCCUACUAUGCUUGAUAUUGCCGGAAUUUCUCUGCCUCAGAACCUGAGUGGAUACUCUUUGUUGCCAUUAUCAUCAGAAACAUUUACGAACGAACACAAAUUCGAAUACCUACAUCCACCCUGGAUCCUGAGUGAAUUCCAUGGAUGUAAUGUGAAUGCUUCCACCUACAUGCUUCGAACGAACCAAUGGAAGUACAUAGCCUACUCUGAUGGUGUUUCAGUGUUGCCUCAACUCUUUGAUCUUUCCUCAGAUCCAGAUGAACUAACAAACAUUGCUGCAGAAUUUCCAGAUAUUACUUAUUCUUUGGAUCAGAAGCUUCGUUCCAUUAUAAACUACCCUAAAGUUUCUGCUUCUGUCCACCAAUACAAUAAAGAACAGUUUAUCAACUGGAAACAAAGUCUGGGGCAGAACUAUUCAAAUGUUAUAGCAAACCUUAGGUGGCAUCAGGACUGGCUGAAAGAACCAACAAAGUACGAAAGUGCAAUCAAUCAGUGGCUUAAAAACCCACUAAUCCAAGAGUUUGAACAAAAAUAAGGAAAUAAUGUUCUGUAGCUACUUAUCAAUAUGCUAAAAGAUCAUAAUCAAUCAAUGAUAUAUUUUAAAUACUAUAGUUCUAACAUUACUGAUUUUUAGUAACUUUUAAGGAAUUUAUUAUAUUUUAAAACAAAACAUUGUAUUUUAAAACAAAACGCCAGUGAUUGAAGAAUUAUAUACUUUCAAAAAUGGCUACUAUUAAAACCUCAUUCUUAAAAAUUUCUAACAACUUCAUGAAAAUAUUAAAAGGUUGGGAGCAGCUACUAUCAUAUAAAGCUGUUUUCCUCUGAAUAAUAAUAGAAUAUCGUAAGACUUAUGGAUUAUUACACAUGAGCCAUAGAAUAAUUAUUUUUGAGUAUUUGACGGGACGUAGACAAUGUACACAACCCCAGCAGUGACUGACUUUAUUAUUAUUUUUUAAAAUAGGUAUUAUAUGCACAAGGUACAUGCUUCAAAAAGGUACAAAAAGGUUAACACUGAGCUUGAAGUCGCGCCCAUUUCCCAGUCCCCUGGCCACCAAGUUCCCCUCCUCAAAGGCAACUGUUGUAUCCUUCUUAUAUACACAUUUUAAGCAAACAUACGUAUUAUUUUUUCCCACCUAACAGUAUAAAUGGAAACUCUGGUGGCGUAGUGGUUAAGUACUACAGCUGCUAACCAAGAGGUCAGCAGUUCGAAUCCACCAGGCGGUCCUUGGAAACUGCGUGGGGCAGUUCUACUCUAUCCUAUAGGGUCGCUAUGAGUCGGAAUCGACUUGACAGCAGUGGGUUUGGUUUGGAACAGUAUAGAUACCUAGAAGUGGAAUUGCUGGGUCAAGAGUAUAUCUAGCAAAAUUAUGCUAAAUAUUGCCCAGUUACCUCUAAAGAAGUUAUACCAAUUUAUACUGCCACCUGCAGUGCAUGCCUUCACAUCCUUACCAAUGAAGUAUAUUACCAAAAAUGUUUAUCUUGGAGGGUUCUGGACAGAGCUGGAGAAAAAUGUAGAACAAAAUUCAGACUUACUGGUCUGACAGAGACUCGAGUGAAUCCCAAAACUAUGGCCUCCAGACACCUUGCUGACUCAGAAAUGAAGCCACUCCUCAAGUCCACCAUUCAGCCAAAGAUUAGACAGGCCUAUAAAACAAACAAAAACACACGUGAGGGACGUGCUUCUUAGUUCAAUCAAGGAUAGGAGACCCAAUGGGCAACACCUGCCCAAAAGCAAAAAAACAAGAAGGCAGGAAGGAACAGGAGAACUGAAUGAAUGGACACUGAGAACCCAGGGUGGAGAGGGAAAGAGGGCAGAGUGCCGACUAAUUGCAGGAAUUACAACCAAUGUCACAAAACAAUUUGUGUAUAAAUUUUUGAGUGAGAAACUAAUUUGUACUGUGAACUUUUACCUAAAACAAUUUUUCAAAAAAGUUUACCUUUGCCAACCUGAUAAUUAUUAUUUUACUGUAGUUUUUAUUUUUCUUAUUAUGAGUAAGGUAAUCAUAUUUUCAUAUAUUUAAUAGCCACCAGAAAUUCCUUUACCAUGACCUUUCCUGUUUCUUUACCUAUUUUUCUGUUAAAUUGUUGGUCUUUUUUUAUUACAAGAACACUUUAGAUAUUAGCUCUUUGUGAGAGAAGCAUAUAUGUCAUCUUGAGAACUAAGGUGCACCUGACCCAAGCCAUGGUGUUUUCAAGUGCCUCGCAUGGGAAAGCUGGACCGUGAAUAAGGAAGACCAAAGAAGAACUGCUGCAUUUGAAUUACGGUGUUGUCAAAGAAUAUUAAACAUACCAUGGACUGCCAGAAGAAUAAAGUCUCUCUUAGAAGCAAGUACACCGAGGAUGGUGACAUUUUGUCUAACAUACUUUGGACAUGUUAUCAGGAGGGACCAGUCCCUGGAGAAGAACAUCAUGCUUGAUAAAGUAGAGGGUCAGUGAAAAAAGAGGAAGACACUCAACGAGAUGGACUGACACAGUGGCUACAACAAUAGGCUCAAACAUAUCAACAAUUGUGAGGAUGGCACAGAACUGGGCUGUGUUUAGUUCAGUUGUACGUAGGGUUGCUAUGAGUUGGAACUGAUUCAAAGGCACCUAACAACAACAAGAGAAGCUGCAAAUAUUUUCCUUUCCAGUUCAUCAUUUUUAUCAUUUGUCUUUUGACUCCGUUCUUGUGGUUUCUGACAUGCAGAAAUUUGUAUAUUCAUGUAGUCAAGUUUAUGAAUCUUUUUUGGCUUUUAUGGCUUUGCUAUUUGUGUCAUGUUUAAGCUAACGGUCUUCACUACUUGUCAGCUUCUUUUACAGUUUUAUUUUUUACCCUUAAAUCUUUGAUCCAUCUGGGAUGUAUCAAGUAUUAGAGAUCAAUUUUGUUUGUUUUUAAAGAUGGCUACACAGUUCACCUUUUAUCGAGUAAACUCUUUUUUCCCAUUGGUUUGAAAUAUCACUUUAUUAUAUAACACCUUUUAUUGAGUAAAUUAUCUUUUCCCCCAUUGAUUUGAAAUAUCAUUUUAUCAUAUACCAGAAUUCUAUUUACAUUUGGGCCCUUUCUGAACAUUUUUUCACUGGACCAGUCUGUUUUACUUAUUAUAACUUUUAAUAUGUGUCAAUAUCUGGUAGGACUAGUCCCUUCUCAUCAGUUUUCUUUUUCAGAAGUAUCCUGGCUAUUGUUGCUUCCUUAUCUUUUCCACGCAAAUUUAGAAUCAGUUUGUCUAGUUCCAAAAAUGAAUAAUCCUGUCAGUGUUUUUAUGAAAGUAUUUUUUUUGUUUUGUUUUUUUUGUAUUAAACGUAUAGCCUAGUGUAGUGAGAGUGGAAUUUUUUAUUAUAUUCAGUCACUCUAAGUAAAAAUAUGUCUUUCCCUUUAAGUUUCUUUUAUAUCGUCCCCAAUAGUAUAUUAAGUUUUCUUCAUACAGAUUUUUGACAAGUAGGGUCCUUUAAAAAAUACCACCUAGGCCCCAUGUCCUAGUGGUACAACAGUUCAGCACUCAGCUGCUAACCAAAAGGUUGACAGUUGAAACCCACCUAGUGGCCCUGCAGGAGAAAGACCAGGUGAUUUGCUUCCAUAAAGAAAACCCUAUGGGGCAGCUCUACUCAGUGGCAUGGAGUUGACAUGAGUUGGAAUGGACUCAGUGCACCCAACAACAACAGCAAGACCCUACCCCAAGCCAACUGAAUUAGAACUUCUGGGGCUGGGGCCUGGGGCCUGGACACUGUUUUGAUAUUACUGUUAUUUUGUCUGUUGAGCCCUCCAGUUGAUGAUCCUAAUGUGUAGCUAGAAGUUAAUUUAUUCCUAUUUGUUUUUUCAUCUGUUGUUAAGUGGAUCUGUCUUCCCAUAUGUCUUCUGGUUGUUUAUAUGUGCAAAUUCUGUUUCUGUAUAUUUAUUUUGUACGAAAACACUUUAGUGACUUAUUCAUAAUAAUUUUUCAGUUGAUACCUUACAUUUUCCAGGUAAAAACCUCACCUGCAAAUAAUUAUCUAGCUUACUUUUUUCAAACUGUCUUUAAAAUUUUCUUCAUGUGCCAAUUUGGUGCCUUUAUUUGGUUUACUGCUCUUCAGUAAGCUUGAAUGAACUUAUCUUUAUAUUUAUGUAUGAAUUUCUGAGAAAUUUCUGUGCAUGAAUAUAUUGUGAAGUAAAAACCUUAAGAGAAAUAUCUCAGAUCUCAAAAUUAAAGUUAAAAUUAAAAUAUAUAAAUCCAUGUCCCAUCUCCUGAUUAAAACUAAAGAACAUAAAAUUAACUAAUGUGUGAGUCUGUAUGCUAACUUUCAGAAUAAAAUAAAGCAAUAAUCGUUCCAAAAGUAUAGG
Loxodonta africana (African savanna elephant) is the source of this 6421-nucleotide messenger RNA. RefSeq names its product arylsulfatase family member K (gene ARSK). The record is from RefSeq and is a predicted model, not a curated record. Lineage: Eukaryota; Metazoa; Chordata; Mammalia; Proboscidea; Elephantidae. The transcript has 7 exons. Bases 1292 to 2662 code for a protein of 456 amino acids. Gene Ontology annotation, molecular function: arylsulfatase activity; glucuronate-2-sulfatase activity.